Molecule: messenger RNA, 3829 nt
Organism: Macroventuria anomochaeta
Lineage: Eukaryota; Fungi; Ascomycota; Dothideomycetes; Pleosporales; Didymellaceae
Product: DNA binding regulatory protein-like protein AmdX
Exons: 4
Coding region: 252-3716 (1154 amino acids)
Biological process (GO): DNA-templated transcription; regulation of transcription by RNA polymerase II
Cellular component (GO): chromatin
Molecular function (GO): zinc ion binding; RNA polymerase II cis-regulatory region sequence-specific DNA binding; DNA-binding transcription factor activity, RNA polymerase II-specific
Source: RefSeq, a predicted model, not a curated record
UCUGUUCGCUGGAGCCUUGUAAAAGAUUAGCGUACCUGGUACCCUCCUCACUCUUUGUUUAACAGUACUCGGCGAGAUCGCUGGAUCCACGAGUAGCACCAACUCAAUCCGGCCACUCCCACCCUGUACAGCAGCCCUACCCGUCCACUACUUUGCAUCUUGCGAGGUUGCUGAGACAGUCCUCGACGUGCCGGAUAGGGAGUUCUGAGCAUUGAAACACGCCCAAGAGACUUUGUCAAUAGCUGUCGAACAUGUCGAACCAGCCAGCGGCGAACAGCCCCACAGGGCCUGCGAACCUACCGAGCGACGAAUCAGGGGGCAGCAAUGGCGGCAGCAGCAACACUUCUGUACAAACUGCAAAACCAGAGACUACGCAACCUCCUGCCACCACCUUCCCUCCACCAAAGACCGACAAGCCACGGCCACACAUCUGUACCACCUGCACCCGCUCGUUCGCACGAUUAGAGCACCUCAAGCGCCACGAGCGAUCACACACCAAGGAGAAGCCCUUCGAGUGCCCCCAAUGUACGAGAUGCUUUGCGCGGCGCGACCUGCUGUUACGCCAUCAGCAGAAGCUGCAUCAGCAGGGCGCGACUUCCUCAAGACCUCGCAAUGCACGACGAGAAAGCACAACCGGUCUGCCACCCACCAACUCCGCGAACCGCGUUCGUAAAAACUCGAUAUCGAGCAAUGCUAGCAGCAUCAUUACUGGCACUGGUAGCAUGCGACCGCGCGCCAAUACUAUUGGUGCGAUCGAUGCAAACUUCCUUGCGCUCCACAAUGCAUCGAUGUCAACAGGGAACGGAGUUCAUCCAGGUCAUUCACGCCAUGCUAGCUUGUCUGGUUUCGGUGGUUCCAGUCAGUUUGACUACAGAGGCAUGUCCACGGCAGUGGGCAACCACGGGCAACACCACGGAUUAGCACGACUAGACACACACAUUGGUUUCGGUAGCAUGGGUGGAAGUGGACUUCGUACGGCGCCGGUUCAAGGAGCGCCUGGGCCUGAUGACCUUGAGCUCGAGAAGUUCUUUGGCACCUCGUCUGGCUCGACCAUUAACCCCAACCAAUUGCAUCACUUCAAUGGCAACCUCGCUCACCCGCAUUCGCCCUUCAGGCAAUUUGCCAAUCCCUUUGCUGGCAACAACCCAAUCGAAGAAGACGACUUCGCGUGGAGUGCAGGUAUGGACAACCCGAUGAUGUUCUCGAGCGAGAACGCCAUCGAGGGAUCAUCUCCGUCAGCUAUCAGCACUGCAAGUCAGGGUGCAUUCAACGAAGUCAUGUUGGAUGGGUCAGGCCAAGCAACUUCUGCCGCUAUGUGGCACCAACCGAUGCCGACGCACUCGCACAUCAAUCCCUUGGCCUACACAGACGCUAUGGCACCCGUGUUUCCUGAGUUGAUGGUCAACACCAUGCAGACACAGGAGCUUGCAGAUCCUGCGGUGCAGAAUGACUUCUAUAUCAACUCACCACCCCCACUUUCAGCGAUAAGUCCUUCAGCAGGUAUCCCCGGUAUGCCAAAUCAGUAUUUCCAGGCGCCCAUGACCUUCCAAUCUGAUGCCGGCAGCAUAUCCUCGGCGUCAAUGAAUGGCAGCGCACGACACAGCUCUGUAACCUCGGUUUCUACUGAGACUAUUACGGAGGCUACACGACAGGCCCUGAUCAUCAAUCUGCAACAGGCCCUUACCGUAGGGAACCCGCAGCGUCGAUUUUCUCAGCCACAGAUCAGCUCUCCCCUAUCAGCACAAGGUCAAAGUGCAACGCUACCGAGCACCAUGGACAUCCAACGCUACGUGAAUGCCUACAUUCUGUAUUUCCACCCUCACAUGCCAUUCCUGCAUAUUCCAACCCUGUCCUUCGAUACUCCAGCCUACACUUACCAGCUUCGCACCACGAACAAUUAUAACCAUGAUGGAAUGGUUGGGGGUGGCGGCUGUCUAAUUCUCGCCAUGGCAGCGAUAGGUGCUUUGUAUGAGUUUGAGCAGGUCGUAGCGAAAGACCUGUUUGAAGCUGCCAAGAAGUUGAUACUGUACUACCUCGACGAGCGUCGCAGGGCUGGGCUGACGGCUGCCGUCAAUGGCCCCAGCGCAGCGAACGAGUCCAUCAACAAACCGCCGCUAUGGCUGGUACAGGCUAUGUUGCUCAAUCUGAUUUUCGGUCACAACUGCGGCGACCGACAAGCUGCUGAGGUUGCAAGCACUCACUGUGCAGCCUUGGUCAGUCUUGCCAAAGCUGCAGGCCUGGAUAAGCCUACAGUGCCGGAGACGAUGACGCAAAGCCCGCCGGCGCAUCCCAAUGGCGACGAUACGUCGAUGACGGACGACGCGAAUGGGCAUGCAGAUCCACCUGCUGACAUGCGUAACGACUACACCCAGUGGAUGCAGUGGAAGAAGACGGAAGAAAAGAAGAGAACAUACUAUGCUGUGUUUUCUAUGUCCAGCUUGCUUGUUUCGGCAUACGCCCACGCUCCGCGGAUACUGAACUCUGAGAUCCGUCUCGACCUUCCUUGUGAAGAGGAUCUGUGGUUUGCUGAGAAUGCUCAAGCAUGGAUGGCAAUGGGUGGCUCGAUGGUUGCGCAAUCCAGAACCUUGUCCUUCAAUGCUGCCAUGACCUACUUGCUCGAAGCAAGCACUCGCGAAGGCGCUUCUCGUGUGCACAACCCAUACAGUCAGCAGUUUGGAGGCAGCUCGCUGAACGAUCAAAUCGAGAGCGACAUACAACCCAGUACUUUCGGUUGUUACAUUCUGAUCAACGCGUUGCACGUCUACAUUUGGGAGACUCGGCAAAGACACACCGGACGUCUAUGGAAGACACAGGAGACGGAGGCCAUGCACGCCCAAGUCGAGCCUGCUCUGAAAGCUUGGCAGGCUGCCUGGAGAACCAAUCCCAACCACAGCAUCGAGCGACCUAGUCGGUUUGGUCCAUUGUCUGCAGAUUGCAUACCCCUAUUGGAUCUGGCAUACGUCCGCCUGUUUGUGAACCUCUCUCGAGCGAAGGAACUCCUGUGGCAACGUGACUUUGAGGGCAUGGCCAACGAACUUGCCAAGGGAGUCGACAUUGUAGCUCAGGCGGACGGGACACCCGAACGCUCUGAUUCUGGGAAGGCUGCUUCACCUGAUCAGCUCGCCCAACAGCUGGACGGCGUCGCAUUCACUGGAUCCGCAGGUAUACAAGCGUCUUCGAAACGCGAGAGGCACCUCCGAAAGGCAGCUUUCUAUGCUGCUGACUCUCUGUCCAUGGCGGACAAAUUGGGUGCUACAUACGCCGAGUUCACCGCCAGAGAGUUGCCAAACUCGUCUGCACUGUGCACCUUCGACUGUGCACAAGUACUCGCUGAGUGGGUCGCGACUGUUCAGGAUCGUGUCGGUCGUUACCUCGGGGUGCUUGGACGAGAUGACAUUGACUACACUACGGUUCCUGCCAUCAUGUGUCUUGAAGAAGAGGACAUCAAGCUGUUACAGAAGAUUUCAGACAUCUUGCACAAUGCUGACAUGAAGAUGGCCUAUGAUAUCUCCUGCAACAAUGUCAUCAACUCCGUCCCUGGCAUCUCGGGAAUGAGUCGUUGUGGCUUCGGGACUAAGCUCCUGAUGGUCACAUCGUAUAUGCUGUCAAAGGCUGCUGUUUGGCCUGUCACGCAAGUGCAAGCACGAGCACUAGAGGCACACGCUCAUUGCAUCAACCAGCGGGCCGAAAAUUCGGUCCUCGGCCAUGCCUCGUAGGCCCUUCCUCUCGAGACACAAUCAUGUACAAAACCUUGGCUUUACACACAUACACUAUUGCCUACGACGACGAUACGAAAUGCACGAUAUCACACUGACGGCCCUCAGGAGCA